Messenger RNA from Cyclopterus lumpus (lumpfish), 5432 nucleotides. RefSeq names its product adaptor related protein complex 5 subunit mu 1 (gene ap5m1). The record is from RefSeq and is a predicted model, not a curated record. The coding region runs from base 153 to 1628 and encodes 491 amino acids. Gene Ontology annotation, biological process: endosomal transport. The transcript is spliced from 8 exons. NCBI's taxonomy places the organism in Eukaryota, Metazoa, Chordata, Actinopteri, Perciformes, Cyclopteridae. Gene Ontology annotation, cellular component: AP-type membrane coat adaptor complex; cytosol; lysosome.
UUGGUGGUCAUUGUCACAUGAAACGGCAGCAGGAAGUGAGAAAUGCUGCGUUGAUCAAAUUGUUAGGGAAUAUGUGAAUUGAACAACUGCACGAUAAGAUGCGAGUGUCACAGGAUAGGCUGUAAAUAGAGGACGGAAGUGCAGCCGGACAAAUGAGUGUGCGUGCGUUGUGGAUUAUUUCUCACGAGAAGGGAGACAAUGUGUCAGUCCGCUUUACCAGGAGGUUUGCUACUGUGGAGCACCGUGCAAAGAUCCUGGCAGGUUCCUCAUACGUAGCAGUCCCAGAAGACUCCAGUGUGCUGCAGCUCCUGCUCACUGAGAUGGGACUUUCAGACUCAGACAAGUGCUAUGUCGCUCUCCGAGAUGAUUGCCUUCAUCGUCAGCGAUCACCAGCCCUGGAGCUGCGUGUGGACAGUCCUGGAAAGGGAAUACUUUGGCCAGUGUUGGCCAUCUCACACGGGCCUCUUACCCUAGUUUGCCUGCCUAUCGUGGAUGCCCCUGCUGAGCCACGGCCACCCCUUGCCAGCCUGCUGUCUGUCUCGCAGGGCCUAACACUCUUGGCAGGUCUGCAGACUUUUCUCCUCGGCUCUGGGGGAAAGCCUGAUAACGAGGGGCUGGCCUCUCGCCUGGCCAUGCUGCCAUCUGUACUCUUACAGGUUUGUCCACUUGGCACACCCCUGGAUGUGCCACUUUCGGGGGCACCUGCUACGUCCACAGUGCCUACUCCUGCUGGGAACCAGAAGCAGCCAGCCUGGAAGACGGGGCUCCACCGCGGUCGAGCUGUGGUGAACGUAGCACUGAAAGAAACAGUGCGCUCCAUGCAGUAUGGCAACCGGAGCAGACAGGACCUGUGGGAUGUUUAUGGCACUGUGACAUGCAAAUGUGAAGUGGAAGGCAUGCUCCCAAAUGUGACAAUGACCCUCACACUGCCACCAAAUGGUUCUCCACUACAGGACAUCCUGGUCCAUCCUUGUGUCACCUCACUGGAUUCUUGUAUCCUGACUGCCAGCAGUGUGGAUAACUGUGAUGGCUCAGCUUUCUCUGGACCAUACAAGUUCCCCUUCUCUCCUCCUCUGGAGCCGUUCAGACUAUGCAGCUACACAUCUCAGGUCCCUGUUCCCCCUAUCCUCGGUUCGUAUCAACUAAGGGAAGAAGAGAACCAUCUACACAUGUCAGUAAACCUCAAACUUCACGAGAGUGUGAAGAACAGCUUUGAGUACUGUGAGGCACACCUGCCAUUCUUUAACAGGGAUCAGAUGGGUGUUGUGGAUGUGAAGGUGAGCUCUGGACAAAUGGAUGUCUCAAAGGAGAAGAACCUCCUGGUCUGGGCCCUGGGACAAAAGUUCCCUAAAUCUCGAGAGGUCACAAUGGAGGGCAAGAUCAGCUUUUCUGGGGCGACACUAGGACCCACUGACCCCCUUUGCACAGAACUUACAGCCUAUAUCAAAUUGUAUUUCAAAGUGCCUGACAUGACACUUUCUGGAUGCUGUGUGGACCAGCAUUCAGUGCAGGUGUAUUCCUCUGCCAAACCACGGAUUAUAACAUCCCGAGAACUUCAAUCCAAAGAGUACUUCAUAUGGAAUUCAACUGGAACUGCGCCGGUAUCCUCUGGGCAGAUGAUGUUGUAGCAAAUGUCUGAAAACUGUUGAGCAAAUACUGCACAGUGAUCCAGUCUAGAAGUGUGACCCCAUACAGCAAGUUACUAUCCUGUUACUGCAGAGCUCACACAUGAUAGAACAUGUUGUUAGCAGUCUAAAUAAUUAGUAAAUAUUAGUCUAAUCAUGUUAUAAUUGUUUGCUUUAAUUUAACAACAAUGUGCCAAAUUUGACUGUCAGAAGUAUUGAUUUUGUUGAUGGAUGGAUACUUAAAAAACAAAAACAAUAACCUGUCCCUGUAGUCCAACUUCUUUUAUCCCCCAACCUUCACCCUCCCUCACAUAUAUCCCAUUGCAGACACAAGGGCCACCCCUCGCUCUGACAGUCCCACUUCAGUGACUCUCUAUCAGCCGGAUAAUUAGCAGCUGGGGCCUUGUCAUCAGCUGUUGUGGGCCUGGAAGAGAGGGGCGGCUGGGCUGUGAAAGGCCCGGCUGCUCUGGCCAGUGUCUUGGCUACAAAAGACUCCUCUUUUAGAGCUGGCAGGAGUCCUUGCACCCUUCACCAAUCACUCCCCCACCCCUUUUGACCCCAUCCCCGCCCUGUCAACUAGUGGCUAGUUCAAACACUCAAGCUCUCCAGCCAGACUGUGAUUGAGCGCUGACCUUCUGGCCCUCUGAGACUUAAAAGCAGCCGGCCCCAUUCAGAGAGAAGGACCUGCCUAAUUGGUGAAAAAGUCACAAGAAUGGAAAUGAUUGGGUCGUCUCUAGGUGGUGUACAUGCUUUAAAUUAAUUACUGUCGGACUUAAAGUAUAUUAUUUUGAUCUAUAUUGUGGUUACACAAGUGUCAUUGUAGUAUUAUAAUCAAUAUAAAGCUUAUUCUGAUUCUGAUAAUCAAUAUUAAAUUACUGUACAAAGAUAUUAUUUAACGAGGGGCAUGUAGUUACAAAUGUUUCUCACUGUUUACCUUUUUUAAUUUUUUUACCUGAACUAUGAUGGGUUUCAUACUAACUCAGUUAUGUUUCUGUUGUGGAAGCUCCACCUCAGUGUAUUAAGGUAAAUGAACAACCAGCCAAUGAAGGGUUAAAUCAAAGAAGAUUGUGGCCCACUAUUCCACAGCAGCCAGACUCCUCUGAGUGCCCUCAUUGUCUGCUGUUGGCCUCUUGUGCCCCUUACUGGUCCAAAUGCUACAUUCUCACGUGGAUUUCCACUCAGAAGGCUGACCAUGACCAAUCCUCUGUCAAUUGGAACCAAUUGCUCACACGGCAUCCUUCACCUUCUUUUUAUGUGGCGGUACGGAGUGGCAGACACCGAGACCUCUCGGCUCUCGCCCUGCACGAUGAUUUGGCUUUAAGGCCCAGUGUGUAUGGCUAGCGAACUGGAAGAGGAGAUGUUUUUUUGAAGAGUUGGGCCACUCUAAAUCUCUUCAGUUUCCAAAUUUUGUGGUCAGUCUGGCUCCUCAAGUCUGCAGUCAGUGGCCUCUCACUGGCUGACUUUGCUUUGUUGAUUGAAUGGCUUACUAAGUAGAUAGACUCGUUUUAAUGUGUUGUUCUGCUCCAGUGCCUUCAGCUCAUACCUCUGGGUCUUUAGCUCUACACAGUUUUUCAAAAUCAUUAAUUAUUUAUUUAUUUCAUCAUUGUUUACUCGUGUAUACACACACAUACAAAAAAGGGAUUAACACUUUUGUAACACAGGCCAAAAUACAUGCAUGAAAAUGUAGCAGUGUGGAUUGUCAGAGAUCAUGUUAAUAUAUUGCAAAUGUUGCAUAGCCUUUAAUGCCAAAAUAUUUAGAUACCAAAACAUUACCUACACUACAACUGGUAUCGACUUAACUGUUGGACUUUACUUGUCCCUUAACCCAAUAUUGACACCCAGUGGUAGAGUACACCAAAAUUCAUGUUGGACCUUUUGAUUUCUUUAAUACACUUUAAUGCUCAUUUCAUCUAUUGAAAUAGUUAUACUCAACCACUGCCAGAUACUCUUUGCUUGUUUAAUUCUCCCCACGCCUCCUGUGUGAUGAGAUCCCAGCAAUGUCCAUCUAACACACUGUGCCUAAGGACCAUGGCUUUUGUUGGCCAUUGUGGCCCCAGGUGUUUGCUAGGAGUCCAGUUCUUCUCAGCCUCUCUAAGCCCGCAAAGAGCUGGCCUCAGGGAGAUCGCUUGAAGAACGAUGGUGCAAUUAGCUGUUUCCUGUUUUCAGACUAAUUAUUGUUCAAGAGCCGCGCAGCUUCUCAAAUAAUGGGACAAUCUUUUAUUCUGAGGAUUUUUUUCAUUGCUAAUUUCUAUAGCAAAUGCCCAAUAAUAGGGCAGACGCUUCAAAGCUGUUGAAUCUCAACUCUUUGAACUAAAUAUCACAUUUAUUUUUGGAUGUUUGCUAUCAAUAUUUUAGUCUGGCCAAAUGAGCUUCAGACUCACUGCCUCGACAGCAAGUGUUCCCACUGCUUUCACCCAUAGAGGGCAUCAUACACUCAGACAUGUAGGAAGUAUCUGGAGCGCAUCAAGAGGUUCAUUCAUAUUCCGAGUUGGUUGACUAAGUGUUCUUUGUCCCAUCUUGGUUUUACCCCUGUCUUCUUUUCUCAGUACUUCCCUUUCAGAUUUCUUUGAUAAGUCUUUUGUCUUUCCUUUCUGGGACCAUGAGCUUUUUCUGUCUGGAUCACGUCUUCACCACCAUACAGCAGCUGGUUAAGCUGUCUCUCUUCAAAGAGUCGAGGCAGAGGUUUUGGGUCCCUAAGGUAGCUGGGGUCCAAACUUUCUCCUGUAGUCUCAUCCCAGAAGAUGUCCCUCUCUGUGGGCCUUCUCACAAGUUUCAGCCUCUGGAUGCCGUCUGUAUUUGUGUGCUGCAGGGUUAGGGAUAAAUGUCAGCGGGGCCUAUUUCCUUGCAGAAGCCAGCUACUGAUCUGACCAAUGAUGAGCUGGCAGUGACUUCAUUUGACCACGGUGGCAACUCAUGCACCUCACCUAGCAGCUACUGGAUCAGCUCCUGGCUUGGCUGGCCAUUAGAAGCUGGCAAUGCAAAUCCAUAGUAAUGCCAGUCGCCAACUGAAUGUCAUUGCUCUAAAGUAGUAAAUAUUUAAAAAUGUCUUGUAGUGACAGAAGGGGAGAUUAGGCGUUAGCAACCACAACUAUUAUCGAAGCCAAUGGUUCCCAAACGGUGUUGUGGCAGCACACUUGUGCUGUGAGGCGCGUCCAGGUGUGCUGUGGAAGUUUGUGACAUGCGCCUAGCACUCUACUCGCAUCUCUGGCGUUUCCUCUGCCGCGUGCAGCAUUGCAUGCAUCUUUCUCUUUGUCUCUUUGUCUUUGCCGCAUGUCUUUGGCCUGCCCACUCCUGAGCUAAGUGUGCAUCUUGUGUUUUUUAUGACCUGUCUGGUUUUAAUAGGUGUUGCUGCACUGAUGUAAUUUUACAAAGUUUCAAAUACAUUCUUCUAUUAUUGUUAAUAUUUCAUCGUAAUAUCCUAAUAUAUUUGUUUGUAAAAUUUUAGUUAGCAUUAUUACAUUAAAAAAACAAGGCUAUUUUGCAGAAUACAUGUGUGACAUGAAACUUUGCCUUUUGAUUUUGGAAAUCCACUGAUUUAAGCUAAACCUGUUCUUGUCACACUUAAAACAGUUGACAAAAGAAAGAUGACCAUGUAAAAACAAUAAGCAUACUUGCUUUUGUGAUAUUACUUUUACAUUUUAUAAUUACAGAUAUUAUAUUUAUCUCAUGAAUCAUGCUAAUCUAUUAAUGGUGUUACUGGUACUAUCUGCACUACUCUAUUGACUCCAGGUGUCACAUAAAGAACAAUGCAUAUUGAUCAUAAACUGUACAUAAAAAGUGGACGUAGUCAUCCUGACGUCACCCAUU